GGGAAUGGGAAGUCACAAAUGAACUAAACUUUGUCUGGAGAACAUCAUACAUACGAACACUACAAUUGCACAAGCACAUCAUUUCUCAACAAAACAACAAUGAAACGCUUACAUGUGGAUAACUACGUUCCGAAAUACUAUAGCGGCAAGUGGUCCUGGAACGCGGAGAAAGAUUGUCUCCACUUCGAACCGCACAAUGAUCUAGAAGACGCCAGGGAGCGAUACAUCAUUACCAACGGGUACAGGUUCUUGAGGACCAUGGACCAGGAGGAGGAGAUUAUCUUCCGGCAGGAGUAUGUGCGAGCCAAGAGCACCUUUGACGGUGAUACCGUUAUAAUCGAAGAUAUAAAAGAUCUGGUCCUAUACAUGAUGCCACCCGAAUUUUUGACCUACAAAUUUGUACAGUUUAUGUACGAGCCGCAGGUGGAUGAACUGAUCCAUUCCCUCAUUAUAUACUUUGAGUACUACGUGCGCAUGGUCGAGUUCGUGCUGAUUCGUCGCGAUGAGAUCUCCGGCCAGAUGGCCCAGAUGCAGAGUGAGCAGACCAACGACAUGAAGCGCACCUUGUCCGUAUACUUGUCCCAGUAUCGCAUGCUGGUGGCCCGCAACUACUGUGAGAUUAUUAGAGGCAAAGAAAAUAUGGCCAAGUUCUACCAUCUGAAUGUGGUCACCAAAAUCUCCGCCACGAUCCGGGACAAGUUCUUUCACGAGCAAUUCCUGACCGUUCUCGUCCAAAUAGUCUGGAUCGCCAUGCAUCGCCGAGCGUACUUCGCCAUCGAAAUGGAAAUGAAUCGCCUGUUUCGCUCCGAGCACUUCGUGUCCGCCCACGACAAGUAUCCCGUCUUCUCCGCAACGGAGCGUAGUCUUCUCUACGGCAAGAACAGCAAGAACGUCAACUAUCGUGCCCAGGAAUCGCCUUUGAUCCAGGAGCUAAAGCUCGUUCCUCCAGCGGACCUGCCCAUUUUGUGGAUAGGGAAGCGCAUGUACAGAGGCACAGACAUUCGCAUUGCCGAGAUGGAACUGGAAUAUAUUGUGCCCGGACCCCAGCUUUGCCUAAUCGAUGUGGCCCACGGUAUUCUGGGACAUCCCAAGUACCUGUACAACACCCUUCUGAACCUCGAUUGGCCUGCUGUGCGUUACUCCAACUUUACAGAGCAGAACGAUCCGUACCACAUAAUCAGGCGACCGAACUUGACGAUUCCGAAAAUGAAUUGCCUCCAUAUGCGUAAGAUGAACGAGAGAUACGAGAGCUUCUACAAGAUAAAAAAGGUUGUUAAGCCUUGCAGUCAUCAACGUAUUUCCAAGUGGCUCAAGCGCAACACGCUUAUCGAGUUCCUUCGGUCUGGAGGUCUCUUCAAGAAUGUAGUCUCGCGCGCAGAAAAGGAGUUGACGGACAAAAGCAUCGGGCCAAGGGUGGAUCAGAUUGUGUCCCGUUACUUCAAGGUUAUUUCCACCAUACGCAAGGGUGAUGCGAAGGAAGAUGACAGAGUUAGUGUUUCGGCCAGUAGAUAUUCGGUCAAAAGCAACAAAUCAUGACAUUAGUCACAUUUCUAAUGCAAUUUCAGCAUAUAAUGCUUUCAUACAUAACUAUAUAUAAAUAUAUGUUUUUUAACACCAA
This is a messenger RNA of Drosophila kikkawai, 1618 nucleotides long. RefSeq names its product protein phosphatase 1 regulatory subunit 36-like. NCBI's taxonomy places the organism in Eukaryota, Metazoa, Arthropoda, Insecta, Diptera, Drosophilidae. Gene Ontology annotation, molecular function: phosphatase binding. The record is from RefSeq and is a predicted model, not a curated record. Gene Ontology annotation, biological process: negative regulation of phosphatase activity.